AUGAGUUUUAUUUAUUUUAUGGUCUCAAAAUGUGUUUACAUCAAAGCGGGAUCUAAAUUGUUAAAUAUAAAUAAAAAACAACAUUUACUGAUCAGUGAUCAAGACUUUAUAGAUCAUAUCACGGUGACAUCAAUGGAAUACAAAUUCAAGCAUUUAGUGUUUGAUAUACACCCUAAGAACCCGCCAGAAUGGAACCGUCCUCUUUGUGUAAUUGAUCAGGGGAUUGCAUGUAAUGAUGACUACUUGUUCAAAUACAAUCGAUAUCGAAAACAUUCUGCAGAGAAUAAGUCUGAGGAACUUGUUAAUGAAACUUUGAUAAGAUACAAUUUUAUUGCUGAUCGUUGGGAAAAAAUAAAAUGCAAGAAUUUGCCAACUUAUUUUAAGUUAACUUCAAUUUUGUUGUCUGGUAAUUUAAUUAUUAUACAUGGUGGAAAAGACUUUGAGUACAUUAAUAAAUACACUUUUCAAAUUUUUAUCGGAAAUUUGACAAAGAAAAAUCAAUAUGACUGUGUAGAAUUUGAAGAGAUUUGUUCUACAAAUGGUAUACCCAUUACUGAGUAUGGUCAACCAGUUCUUAUAGACGGACAAUUUGUAUAUUUUCUUAAUGGAACAUCUGAAUAUCAAAAUGAAAUGGAUGUUUAUAGGCUUGAUUUAUGUUCUAAAAAAUGGCAGUUAUUAUGUCAAGCUCGUGGUCAAUACCCAAAAACUGAUGAAAGUCUUAGACGUGAAGUGGCCUAUUAUGACAAUCAUUUGUAUAUGUUUGGUGGUGCUCAUGUGAUGAUUCUACUUAAAAAUAUGUUUCUAGACACAUUUGAAGAAAUACAAGUAUUUGACAUAUCAACUAAUAAAUGGGACUAUUUUAAAACUUUACCUGAUCUCCAGAAUUCAUCAUCAUCUUAUCCUGCAAAUCGCUGUUAUUAUGGAUGGGCACAAUGUGCAACCCAACCAGAAUAUGUAUAUAUGAGUGGUGGUUCUGAUAACUUUAACUUUUUCUCAGAUAUUUGGCGUCUAAAUCUUAUCACUCUUCAGUGGUGUAAUCUUAUGCCAUGUAAACUACCCAAAUCCAUGUUUCUGCAUUCAUCUACGAUUGUACCUUCAGGUCGCAUCUACUAUUAUAAUGGAAUAGUCAGUACUGAAGCAAUUGAUAUGUAUCAAAAAGAUGACAUACUGUGUGCAUGGGUUAGAAUCCCAAAAUUGAAAGCUAUGUGUUGGGAUGCUAUGUUAUACUAUUUCAAAAAUAAAAUGUUAAAAUCAUCUCUAGAAGACUUAAAGAAUAUGGGACUACCAUUAGAGUAUUAUGAGAGCAUAAUUAAAGCCAAAACUUUAAUAUAAAUUCAAUGAAUAGUUUAUGUAUUUUAUGAAUAUUGCAUCCUAUUUUAAA
Messenger RNA from Melanaphis sacchari, 1381 nucleotides. RefSeq names its product kelch domain-containing protein 10 homolog. Gene Ontology annotation, biological process: positive regulation of stress-activated MAPK cascade. The coding region runs from base 1 to 1332 and encodes 443 amino acids. Lineage: Eukaryota; Metazoa; Arthropoda; Insecta; Hemiptera; Aphididae. Gene Ontology annotation, molecular function: protein binding. The record is from RefSeq and is a predicted model, not a curated record. The transcript has 5 exons.